Rotaria socialis is the source of this 1083-nucleotide messenger RNA. NCBI's taxonomy places the organism in Eukaryota, Metazoa, Rotifera, Eurotatoria, Philodinida, Philodinidae. The record is from the annotation of a GenBank genome assembly.
AUGGCUACUCCUCGAACAGCCAAUUCUGCACGAAAAGCACUAGCAAAAAAGAAUGCUUUAGGCAAUUUUACAAUCACAUGUCCUCAUUUAACCGAUGAGAAGAAAAUAUCAGCUACUUAUACUCUCGAAGUACCAUCAGGAAUGACUACACUUACUUAUCAUGAACAAAUUAUUGAAGUUACUACAAAACAAUUUGAUACUCUUCGUGUACUUGGGCGUGGAUGCUACGGAACUGUUCUUGCUGUAACAAUUGAAGGCCAUCCCGAUGUUGAAAUGGCUGUUAAAAAAAUAGCACUUGAAACACAAGAAGAACGUCGAGCAUCAACAUAUACAGAUUUAACAACCAUUCAAAAUGUUGGAUCACAUAAUUAUCCCUAUAUAAUUUCUUACUAUGGAGCAGUUAUCGAUAAAGAAAGCAGUGAAUUACUUAUUUGUGUAGAACUAAUGAAUGCAUCAAUGGAACGAUUCUAUCAAGCUAUGCAUGCACACAAUGUUUCUCCAACUGACUUUGAUCAAAUUCUAUGUCGAUUAACUCAUAAUAUAACAUCGGCACUUCAUUUCCUUAAAACUCGUCGAAUUUUACAUCGUGAUGUUAAGCCGCAAAAUAUGCUAGUGAAUAAACAAGCAGUCUUUAAAUUAUGUGAUUUUGGUAUUAGUCGUCAAAUGCGUGUAUCACAAUCAAUAGCUGAUGGUGCUGUGCAAGGUACUGAAGCAUAUAUGCCGCCUGAAUUGAUUGGGGAUGUUGGCCAAACCUAUGGUAUUCGUGCUGAUAUGUGGGCACUUGGUUUAAGUCUAUUUGAGAUUGUUAAUGGAAAACAACCAUUUGCAGGUAUGACAGCCUUUCAAACGAUGAUGGCAAUUCGAGCAUGGGCUCCAACGAUACCAUCGAAUCCAAAAAUUUCCAAUGAUAUGAAAUGUCUUAUUACAUAUUUACUUAAGAGAAAUGUUGAUGAACGACCAAAGACUUAUCUUGAAAUACUUGAAAUACCAUCAAUACAAAAUGUUACUGAACAUCCAUCCGAUGAAGAAAUCAAAUUUGUAACUUAUAUUCUUGAUAAUCUACCUCCAUUAACUGAAUUCUAA